Messenger RNA from Stegastes partitus (bicolor damselfish), 2773 nucleotides. It is a transcript of the gene spop, whose product is annotated as speckle type BTB/POZ protein. The coding region runs from base 411 to 1535 and encodes 374 amino acids. Gene Ontology annotation, molecular function: protein binding. The transcript has 11 exons. NCBI's taxonomy places the organism in Eukaryota, Metazoa, Chordata, Actinopteri, Pomacentridae. The record is from RefSeq and is a predicted model, not a curated record.
CACGUCACCGCCUAACCCGGAAGAGCAGUGACAGCUCUUGUCAAAAAUCCUUCAUCUCUUUUCUCGGAACUGCGGAAAAAAGCUUGCCAAGAAGCUCAGGAUUUGGACAGACUCGCAGCACUGACACACCUACAGACACAGAGACCUGACGGACAGAGUCCAGCUGGCUAGUUAUGGCUGCAGCGAGCGGAACAGAUGUGCAAGGCACUUUGAUCUAGGGUGCCUGUAGCUAUUUUGGAGUCUGGACGUUGUGUUGCGCUGGAUCCGUCUUUCUGCUGCUCUCCGUAGGCAGGUGUUCAAGAGGCGGUCAGCUUGACUGAUUAUUAGACCUUCCCUCCCUCCCGACGCCUCACCCCACACCUGGCUGGUGCUCCUGCCCCGCUCAGGUCCUCUCUGCAUCAACGCUGGCAAUGUCCAGAGUCCCAAGCCCCCCACCCCCGGCAGAAAUGUCCAGCAGCCCCGUGGCUGAAAGCUGGUGUUACACUCAGAUCAAAGUGGUGAAGUUCUCCUACAUGUGGACCAUCAACAACUUCAGCUUCUGUCGUGAGGAGAUGGGAGAGGUGAUCAAAAGCUCCACGUUCUCCUCAGGAGCCAACGACAAACUCAAAUGGUGUUUGCGUGUGAAUCCUAAAGGUCUGGAUGAGGAGAGCAAAGACUAUUUAUCACUUUACCUACUCUUGGUUAGCUGCCCAAAGAGUGAAGUCCGUGCCAAGUUUAAGUUUUCUAUCCUCAAUGCCAAGGGAGAAGAGACCAAAGCCAUGGAGAGCCAGAGGGCGUACCGUUUUGUCCAAGGGAAGGACUGGGGUUUCAAAAAGUUCAUAAGGAGGGACUUCCUCCUGGACGAGGCCAACGGUCUGCUGCCUGAUGACAAACUAACACUUUUCUGCGAGGUGAGCGUAGUGCAGGACUCUGUGAACAUCUCAGGCCAGAACACGAUGAACAUGGUGAAGGUUCCUGACUGCAGGUUGGCUGAGGAGCUUGGAGAUCUGUGGGAGAGCUCCAGAUUCACUGACUGCUCCCUGUGUGUCGCUGGCCAGAAAUUCCAGGCGCACAAAGCCAUACUAGCAGCUCGCUCGCCGGUGUUCAGUGCCAUGUUUGAGCAUGAGAUGGAAGAGAGUAAGAAGAAUCGUGUGGAGAUAAAUGACGUGGAGCCAGAUGUCUUCAAAGAGAUGAUGUGCUUCAUCUACACAGGCAAGGCCCCCAACCUGGACAAGAUGGCUGAUGACCUGCUGGCUGCAGCUGACAAGUAUGCUCUGGAGAGGCUGAAGGUGAUGUGCGAGGACGCUCUGUGCACGGGUCUGUCUGUGGAGAACGCCGCCGAGAUCCUUAUCCUCGCCGACCUUCACAGCGCCGACCAGCUCAAGACGCAGGCCGUGGACUUCAUCAACUAUCAUGCAGCUGAUGUGAUGGAGACGUCCGGCUGGAAGUCCAUGGUGAACUCUCACCCUCACCUGGUGGCCGAGGCCUACCACUCCCUGGCCUCGGCCCAGUGUCCCUUCCUGGGUCCCCCGAGAAAACGUCUGAAACAGUCCUAGAGGUCGGGAGCGACUCUGCUGUCCGAACCCUGCUGCGUCCUCCUGAACCGGCGACCUCACUGCUCCUCCCUCACAGUCCUCCUUUUGCUCCCAUAGAGACGCCUGAGACUGACACCCGGGGCUUGGCUAGAUGAAGCUGGGGGAGCUGCUCAGCUGGGCAGAGCAGAGAACCACAGGACUGGAGCCACAGAGGAGGUACCACACAUCUCUGUAGGUAGGGAUUCUAUAAAGUCUGAUCCCAGAUAUUGAUGGAUUGGAAGCCAAAAGCCUUGACUAUUCAGUAUCCUAGAACCUCAUUCUGAGAGACAGUUAGAUAAAGAACUGAUCUUCUGGCUUGAAAAGUCAGUGCUGAGUCCCUGACAGAUGCUGUUUUGUGGCAUUUAUAUUGCCUUGUACAGUGUUAAAGCCCAAACUGCGCUUGUGAAAGGACACGUGAAGAGGAUCAACCAGCCAGAAAGUGAGAGACUAUUGUUCCCAUUGUUGAUGAUUUAAAUAGUGUUUGUUCAAUGUCUUGUUUUUCUAGGCCACAAACAAUUCUCUUGAAUGAAAGAAGACAAAUCUGAACACGUUUUAAUGUUCACUGUUUAGCCUGUGUCUUAGAGCCGGGCAGACACUGUGUGGAUUUGGCCCCAUUUUAGCCCCAAACUUGACUAAUUUUAGAGUCGGGAGGAAUUUCUGCAGCUUGAGUUGCAGUUACAGUGUUUGAAUAAUCAAAUGAAUGAUCAACAGUCUGUCUCUCUGGAUCUCUGGCAUGCUAUAUGUUUUGGUUGGCAUAAAUGCUGCUAAAAGAACAGCUGUAACCUGUCACAGGCUUGUUUUAAUAUUGUUGGAGCAGUAUUUUACAUGUUGUCAUGUAAUUUGAUCAAACCUCACAAUCUGGAUCCUCCCAGUUAUCUGCAGCUCCAUAUUUUUUUCUUCUUUUUUUUGUCCUUUUCAUUUAUAGUAGAACUUCAUAAAAUACUGCUGACGUUCUCUUUUUUCUCAACACUGAAACAGCCACAACAUUAAAACCACUGACAGGUGAUGUGAAUAGCACUGAUCCAAACCCUGCUGGGAAACAUGUAGAGUACAUGGAUGUAACUUGAACAGGUAUCAUCCAGUUAAUGCUCCUGAAGAACCCCCGCAAGAAAAGUGAUCACACAAGGAUGUAAAAGUACAUUUGUAAGAUUUUAAGAUAUAUAUCAUUUACAUCUGUGAUUAAAUUAAUAUUAUGUACUUUGUUUUUAUAGACAUCAGAA